ACAUUACAGAACGUAACAAAAAUAAAAUAUAUUUAAAGAAAAAUGUCGCUUCAACAUGAACCGGAACAAGUAACGAAGAGUACGAGUUUAGGUGUGUCUGAAGAGACUUCAAGACAACAGGGAGAGACAACAAUAGAGAUUGGUAACAAUAAUAACAAUAGCGAUUCGGCGAGAUUACAAAAAGCACAUUCUUACUCAUGUUCAACUAAUGGACCAACCACGUCAAGUGGCCUUGUAACACAACAGUCAUUAUCAAGUGGAGCAACAAGUAAACCGAUACUUAUUCGACAAGACAGAACAUCGUCGUAUCUUGCAAGUCCACAAUUUUCAGGUUUUGGAACAUCCGAAGAAACAUCAGAUGAUGAUAAUGCCAAGGCAAUAUCGUAUCAGUUAAUGCCUAACACACCCACCAAUAGAUGUCGAACGUGUCGCUCAAAUGAACGUCGUUCUUCAAUUUCACCAGCAUCAGUGAUUUACCUUCCAAGAUCUGCAUCAAAGGAAAGUGUUGGACGUUUAACUUCAAGUUCACUUGUGCAGCCACAUUCUUCAUCAAUUCCUCCCGUUUUUAUAACUGGAUCACCGAAAAUAAAUUCUAGAAUAAUUCGACAAAGUUCACAGCCAGAAGCAAGCACCCUUUCAUGUUGCAGUGCUCCAACAUGUACUCAUGCGCACCAAACGUCAUCUUUACGUCAAUUAAAAACAGAUCCAAGUGAUCAAAUUUCUGGAAUAGCCGUUGAUGCAUUGAGAGUGAGAUUUCAUUGA
Messenger RNA from Clunio marinus, 762 nucleotides. The record is from the annotation of a GenBank genome assembly. NCBI's taxonomy places the organism in Eukaryota, Metazoa, Arthropoda, Insecta, Diptera, Chironomidae.